Molecule: messenger RNA, 1221 nt
Organism: Aspergillus thermomutatus
Lineage: Eukaryota; Fungi; Ascomycota; Eurotiomycetes; Eurotiales; Aspergillaceae
Product: FAD-dependent oxidoreductase
Exons: 3
Coding region: 1-1221 (406 amino acids)
Molecular function (GO): FAD binding; monooxygenase activity
Source: RefSeq, a predicted model, not a curated record
AUGAAUGAAUACCGCGCAAUGCCAAACAUCAUCAUCAUCGGCGGUGGCAUGUGUGGCCUCGCCUCCGCCAUCUCCAUCUCAAAGGCCCUCUCCCCAUCACAGACUAACCUCAGCAUCACAGUGUACGAGCUCCGCAGCGUCCCCAGCACCCUCGGCGACCCGGUGAAUCUCACCCCCAAAGCCCUCCGAUGUCUGGACAUGCUCGGAGUCUUCGAGGAAUUAGAGCAGAUGAAGGCCGGCUGCGAGGUCGACGCCAUCCAGAUUCUCUCCCUGCGGACGGGCAAGGAGAUCGGGGUGAUUGACUAUACUGGUCCCGAGGGGACCGGGUUCGGCGGGUACAAGGGCUGGCGGAUAGAGUAUGGCAAGAAGCUGGGGAGGAUCGAGGAGCUCCCUGGUGCUGAUGCGGCGAGCGUCUACUUUGAGGACGGCACGAGUGCCGUGGGGGAUAUGGUGCUGGGCUGCGAUGGGAUUCAUUCUGCUGUUCGCGGUGUGCUUGUGCAGCCGGACCGGAAGCCCUCGUAUUCGGGAGUUGCUGCUGCGUAUGGCUUUGUCGAGGUGAAGGCUGUGCUUGGGGAGAAUGGCAGGCCGUUUUUCAAGGAUACAGCGCUGCUGAUGUCCCGGUAUGGGUCUGUGAUGACGACCUUCUGCGACCAUGACCGGGCGCUCGUCUACGUGGUUGUGCUGAUGCGGACGGAGGAGCAAGGGUCCCGAGAAGGGUGGAAGUUGCUGGAGAAGGAUCAGGAGAUGGUCCGCAAGGAAGGGAUGAGGAUCACGCAGCAGUCGGCCAUCCCUGAAGCUGAGAAAUUCAUCGAGGCUGUGGAGGACUGGACUUUUUAUCCGAUCUACCUCCUCCCUCCUAACGGGCAAUGGGCCACUGACCGGGUGCUGCUCCUGGGAGACGCUGCUCAUGCGAUGCCCCCCAAAGGCGAGAGCAUCGGUCAUGCCCUGGAGGAUGCGAUCAAAUUCGCCGAGGUCCUCUCGCGUUACGGGACAGAUGACUCCAAGACCUCCUUCCGCUUCUUCGAACACAUUCAGCGAAAGAAAGUGGAAGCUGCCCAUCAAGCCGCAGUCAGAGGCUGGAUGCCGGCUCAUGACAGGGGCGCUGUGUUUGCCACGGUAUUCGAGUGGAUCACUCCAUUGUUCUUGUGGUGGAUGAGGAGGGAACAGCAGCAGGACUUUCUGGAGGAUCCCACAGACAUACCAUGUCCGGAUGGUGACUAG